Molecule: messenger RNA, 1524 nt
Organism: Zygosaccharomyces rouxii
Lineage: Eukaryota; Fungi; Ascomycota; Saccharomycetes; Saccharomycetales; Saccharomycetaceae
Gene: MET3
Product: sulfate adenylyltransferase
Exons: 1
Coding region: 1-1524 (507 amino acids)
Biological process (GO): sulfur amino acid metabolic process
Cellular component (GO): cytoplasm
Molecular function (GO): sulfate adenylyltransferase (ATP) activity
Source: RefSeq, a predicted model, not a curated record
AUGCCAGCUCCUCACGGUGGUAUUCUAAAGGAUUUAGUCGCUAGAGACGCUCACAAGAGACAAGAUCUCUUGGCUGAAGCCAAAUCAGGUAAACUACUAGAAUGGAAUUUGACCGCUAGACAGAUCUGCGAUUUAGAAUUAAUCCUAAACGGUGGUUUCUCUCCAUUAGAAGGUUUCUUAACUGAAAAGGAAUACUUAUCAGUUGUUAACGACUCAAGAUUAUCAAGCGGCAUCGUAUGGACAAUGCCGAUCAAUCUAGAUGUGGAUGAAAAAUUCGCUAAACAAUUGGCCUCGGGUAAAAGAGUAGUCCUAUUGCAGGACAAUGAAAUUCCUGUCGCUGUGUUGAACGUUUCUGACGUGUACAAGCCUGAGAAGGCACUAGAAGCCAAGAAGGUGUUUAGAGGCGAUCCUGAUCACCCUGCUAUUCAAUACUUGUACAAUCAAGCCGGUGAAUAUUACGUCGGUGGUUCCCUUGAAGCUAUUCAAUUGCCUCAACACUACGAUUACCCAGGUUUGAGAAAGACCCCAGCUCAAUUGAGAUUGGAAUUUGAAUCAAGACAAUGGGAUCGUAUUGUUGCCUUCCAAACUCGUAAUCCUAUGCACAGAGCUCACAGAGAAUUGACGGUCAGAGCCGCUAGAGAGGCAAAUGCAAAGGUUUUGAUCCAUCCAGUCGUGGGUCUAACCAAACCAGGCGAUAUCGACCACCAUACCCGUGUACGUGUCUACCAAGAAAUUAUUAAGAGAUACCCUGCAGGUAUUGCCUAUAUGUCUCUAUUGCCAUUGGCCAUGAGAAUGGGUGGUGACAAAGAAGCAGUGUGGCACGCAAUUAUCAGAAAGAAUUACGGUGCAUCUCACUUCAUCGUUGGUAGAGAUCAUGCAGGCCCAGGAUCUAACUCAAAGGGUGAAGACUUUUACGGUCCUUAUGAUGCUCAACAACUAGUCGAGUCUUACAAGAAUGAAUUAGGUAUCGAAGUGGUUCCAUUCAGAAUGGUCACUUUCUUGCCUGACGAAAACCGUUAUGCUCCAAUUGAUGAAAUUGAUACCACAAAGACCAGAACUCUAAACAUUUCCGGUACUGAAUUGAGAAGAAGAUUGAGAGACGGUGGUGAAAUUCCAGAGUGGUUCUCCUACCCAGAAGUGGUUAAGAUUCUAAGAGAGUCAAACCCACCAAGAUCUAAACAGGGUUUUGCCAUUGUGCUCGAGAAUUCUUUAAAGGCUUCUAAGAAUCAAUUGGCCAUUGCUCUAUUGUCUACCUUCUUACAAUUGGGUGGUGGUAGACACUACAAGAUUUUUGAACAUGGAAACAGUUCUGAACUAUUGUCGUUGGUUCCAGAUUUCAUUCAAUCCGGUACCGGUUUGGUGGUUCCUCAUCAGUGGAACCAUGCCGUCAAGGCUAACAACCUAUACAAAUUGGGUGCCUCUCAGGAUUCUGACAUUAAACUAGAUUCUGAUGAUGAAUCUAUCUUGCACAUCGUGCAAAAGGUCGUCUUAUUCCUUGAGGAUAACGGUUUCAUUGUAUUCUAA